GAUUCAGCAAAAACAUAUGAAAAGUAUAAUAUACGUGAAUCAUAUAGAAAUAAAUUCGAAUUAGCCUGUUUGACAAGUAAUUUUAAAAGAAGCCGCAAAGAACCCAUCUCAAGAUCUAUACAAAAAAAAUGCAAAAACCAAGUAUCAAAUGAAAAAAAUGAGGAUUCUAUAUCAACUUUAACCAUGGUUCCUAUGUCACAAGAACAAGACAAUUAUAUUGAAUGA
This is a messenger RNA of Racocetra persica, 225 nucleotides long. The record is from the annotation of a GenBank genome assembly. Lineage: Eukaryota; Fungi; Glomeromycota; Glomeromycetes; Diversisporales; Gigasporaceae.